CCUAUUCAUUCCUUCGUUUGCUCAUUCGCCAGAAGAAGAAGAUCAGCCUUCACUGAUUUUAUGGCUAGCGGAGUGAUACAGAUACCGUAGCAGUGGUGCGGCAGUAGUGCGGCGGUCGAGGAUUCCCGCGAAUUUUUGACAGCUUGCUAGCAGGCGACCGUUCGUCUGCUGCUUGCCACGUUUCUCCUCUUCUCCCUCCCACAAAUACAGACAAGCGGUUCUGAGAUUUUGUAAUGCUACAAGUCUUUUGAUCAAGGCUAGACUCCGUUGAUUUCUCACUGAACUCUUGAGAAGGGUAACGUUAUAUAAACGUUACUAGAAAGAAGGAUAGUCACCGCUCAUCAUGGUUGCCAAGAUGUCGUCUGCUACAGCUCGGUUCUUUGCCACGAUUAUUCUGUUUCCGGUAGUUCUGCUACAUUUCAGAAGAUGCCAUGCUGCAUGGAGGUACUCCUGGACCAGUUCCCUGACUCCGACUGAAGGCUUCACCACCAGGAAUCCUAUCAUGGUGGAACAUCUUGAGACUGUGUCUGAUCUCCAGUGGAAGGUAGAACCAGCUUGCCAUGUCACACCAAAAGGGUCACAGGGUGCUUCCAUCCGGUGUAGCAGCCCGGGAAGGUACGCUGUCUAUCCUGAUGUGGCUGGGGCAGGUGCUACAGAUGACAACACACUCCAUAUGCAGGUGUUGGACAGUCCCAGCUGCUACAGGUGGUACUUGACACCUGUUAACAGGACGGCAGCUGUACCUGACUCCAGUGGUGAAACGUGGCUGCUCCAUGUGUGGGUUGUAGAUGACAGACAUGCCAGCCUGAGGGAGCUGAACAACACGGCACAGGAGCCUUCUGAGUAUUCAGCCCAGUUGACUGAGCUGUCCUGGAGAAAGAAACAGCACCCUGAGGUCAGACAGCUGCACAGCUCGCAUGUACAGCAUGUGCUGUCCAAGGGGACAGCAUACAACAGAAAUAGCAGCCUGUGGGAGAUAGUUGUGGAGGUGGACAGCUCCGUGGAGCAGGCUCUGAUGGUCUCAGGACGGGCUGUGCUGCUGGAUAACUGUUUUGUAGGAGUCACACAAGUGCUUUUGCACCAACCACAGUUCACUGACAUCACCAUGCCAAGCUCUGUGUCCUUGAAAGGAAGUGUUGCUGCACCAGUCCUUGUACAGAGCCCAGUCUCCUCAAGUGUUGCUCUCCUCAUAACCAGCACAGAGGUUCUUUUUACACAAGACAGUUUCCUGACAACAGAAAAGUUAAUCAUUCCUGAUGAUGUUCUUCAGUCUUGUAAUGGUGAGGUCCAGGGAGCUGCCUUCACAGCGAGUCACCUGUAUGUGAUAGUCUGCAGCAGUCUGUGUCGGAUGGCACAGAAUGGGACAUGGGAACGGGUCACGGUGCAAGGUGUGUCAGGAGGAAUUGUAGGAGUAAAGGCAAGAGAAAGGCACAGUAGGCUAGGCAGAGCACAGAUGGACGAUGAAUGCCUUGCAGUGUGGACCACCUCACAGCUCUUCCUGAAGUCAUCCAGUAACAGUAGCAUGGAGCUGACAUCUUUACCAACUGCACAGCUGGGAGCUGGCGGCUAUAACAAUAACUCUGUGCCCAUCUUGGAUGUAUCCUUCCCCUCGGAUCCAGAGGAACUUGGUGUCUUGGUACAGGUCCUUACAGCUGAGGGUGAGAGUAAGGUCCUGACCUUACUGUAUGACCUGUCCACAACAGUUUGGAGCCUUCCUGAGUCCACAAGGGAACAUAGCUCAGCAGGCAACUUUUCCCUGCUGUACCUGGCUAGUGCCAUGCCCGAGGCCUUAGUGUGGGACUCCAUUUAUGUUACUUACUUCUUCAGCAAUGGCUCAGGAACCCUACAAGUGUUGGAGGGCAACAUGACCUCUGACCUGGUGGAUGCAGCUAUUGAGUCUAUCCAGGAAAUAACAGCAGGCCCAAAUGGAGACUUCGUGAUACAUCUGACAUCCAACAAACUGUACUAUGGCAGAGUUGACAUGGAAAAUGUUGUUGAGCUCUCCCCUGGUGAGCUGCCUGAAGCUGAGUUUGUGCUGUUCUUUGAUACGCUGGGCAGAUUACACAGGGUGAAUUAUGAUAGCACUGCGAGUUCAGCCACCGCAAGGCUAUUUCCUCUCCAAGCUGAGGUAUACAGCAGCAUGUACCCCACCACUUCCUGCCCUUUCUAUAGAUUUUCCCAUGAGAUGGAUGUUGAUGGUUACUAUAUAGAUGUGGGGGAAGAAUUGCAGAUAUGGGCCUCGCUAUUGUACCCAAAUGGCUCACAGAACAGCGUUGAAGUGCUAGUGAGAGAUGGGCACCUACUGCAACAGAACUUCAGCUCUGAGAUACAUCCCUCCAGUCUCUACACAUCAGAGAACAUGACCAUGUACUUCUCCAGCAAUGUGACUUUUGAUAUGCUGCAGGCUGAAAAGACUGGAAGCGGCUCUAAGACCACAGGUGUUGUGACAGUUGAAGUCAGGCCAAAACAGACAUCCUAUGCCUGCCGGGGACCUGUUAAUAUGGUGACAUCAAUUUUUGUGGGAUGUCCUCCUGAUCGUCACAUAAGGGUUAGAAGACCCUCUGGAUCAGAAGAGUGCAGUUCUUACCAGAACUACAUCUACACCUUGUCACCAAAUAUGUAUGAUCCAACAUACAGAGGGGAAGGUUGCCAGGGCUGUACAGAGAAUUCAACGGAGGUGACCUAUGACCUGGACAACCUAGGUUGCCCAAUCGAUGUGUUCUACUCUGACCGCUUCCGGCCAACUGUAGACCUUUAUGACGGAGACCAGUUUGUACGGGAGGUGACGGAGGACUACUUUGUGUGGGAGGCUCACGGCAGGACAGGAUAUGGCUACAACGCAACCAUGCAGCAGGCUGGCUGUGUCUGUGAGGCUCAGACGUUAGCUGGGAUGCUGACCGCUGGAAAUGUGAGCAGUCCUGGUGAGGCAUGGAGCCCUCAGAAUUACCAGCCCUGCUCCACACCAUGUGACCCCCCAGGCAGUUUGUCGGGGCAGCUUGAGGUGCUGAGCAGCUCGGGCGUGUCCGCCCUCACGUUUGGGUCCAGCAAAGGCAUCUUCGUGUUUCACCUGAAGGUGCUGGACCCAGAGUGCAGUUACUGCAUCUUACAGACCCAGUUUGCAGUCCGAGUGUACGGCUCACCCAGUGAGUCACUGGAGUUGUACGUGUAUCUCGCGGUGCUAGCCUUCAUAGUGGGCACGGUGAUCAUUCUCAUCUUGACCUAUUAUAUGUACUACAAGCUGAUGGCUAAGGAGCAUGAAAAGGUCCUUCAGGAAUGGACCAGUAAAGAAGACGAGGAGGACCAAGAUGGCAAGGAGGAUGGAGAGGAAAUGGAGAAGGAGGAGGAGAAAGAAGAAAUGUAACAUGUGAAAGUUUGGUGGGUGUUCUCUGUUCAUUGUCAGUUUUAAUCCUCACCAGCCUAUACUAGCUUUGUAUACCCGUCCUAUUUUAGCUCCAGUUUUGCUCCUGUGCUUGCUUCUCUUGUGCUUGCAGAGUAGUCUGGUCCCUUUCCUAUUGAAAAUUUUGGUUCUCGCAUCCUGCACCAUUUCUAGAAUCAAAACCUUCUUAGAAGUUGGAUAAAGGGGACAAACGUCCAAAUAGCAGACUAGACUGAUUGUUGGGGGAAAUGUGCCUUGCUAUAUUUAAGAACCUGUCCUGCUAAUUCAUUUAUAAUGCGUAGGUCGCAUGAUUAAAUUCCAGCCUUGAUUUUAAUUAAUUAGAGCAUUUACCAUAAAUGCGGGACACAGGGUUGCUUCAAGUGUUUGCCUAAUCAAUGACACUUCGGAGAGUUUAUAACAAGAGCACUGUCUUUGUUUGACCCCCCAACUUAGUUGGAGGUAAUUUGAAUGGGGAAGUUGAAACUGCAGAAACUUGCUAAACUUAGGUUGAUUGCACUGGGAAAUAGCAACUAAUCAAGCAUAGCUGCAACAUGUUGCUGUUUUAGAUUCUGUGUUUAGAGUUGGAACUAAAAGUUCCAUGUUGAAGGAUGUAUGCACUUGAUUGUGAUAGCAAUGAAUCUUACAAAAAGUUGUUUGUUCAAUCUGUUCUCACAUUCUGUUCCCAUGUAGAUAUGACAUACAGUACAGAUGAAGUAACAUUGCUGUUACAGCAAACAUGAAAUAAAGUACAUGUACAUUGCAUGAAAUAAGAUCUUUAAUAUACAUAAAUACAACUGGUUUACAUUACAUAACAUUCAUUUUAGUGUUAUAUUUACAGAGAUAUGUUGGCAUAUACAUUAAGGAUCUCUGAUUUGCUAUUAUCAUAAACGUUGUAAGACAGGCCUGGUGAAUAUCUCAUCAGUGAAAUGUGAACAACUGCAAGUACAUAUUUGUUGUCUUUUAAUUGAAAGACAUAUUCAUUCAAAUAUAUGAGUGCACCACAUUUAUAAUUACACCAUUCCAAACCAAGGUUAGCAUUGCACAGUAGUUUGCAUGUUAUAAGUCUAUGUUAAUUAUACUGAAUAUCUUUGCAAGAAGUAUCUUGACCUAAUUACAAGGAAAGUAUAACAGGCAGUUCUCAUUUACACACAGGCAACAAAUAGGAUAAGUUACUGGUUACACCAGACCAGUGGCAAGUGGUCAAGUCGUUUCUCCAUGUUUCCCUGGCAAGGGGAGAUUUAAGAAAAGAAA
Molecule: messenger RNA, 4627 nt
Organism: Branchiostoma floridae (Florida lancelet)
Lineage: Eukaryota; Metazoa; Chordata; Leptocardii; Amphioxiformes; Branchiostomatidae
Product: cation channel sperm-associated protein subunit epsilon-like
Exons: 36
Coding region: 344-3361 (1005 amino acids)
Biological process (GO): sperm capacitation; flagellated sperm motility
Cellular component (GO): CatSper complex; sperm principal piece
Source: RefSeq, a predicted model, not a curated record